This is a messenger RNA of Pistacia vera, 1485 nucleotides long. RefSeq names its product protein trichome birefringence-like 13. Lineage: Eukaryota; Viridiplantae; Streptophyta; Magnoliopsida; Sapindales; Anacardiaceae. Gene Ontology annotation, cellular component: Golgi apparatus. The record is from RefSeq and is a predicted model, not a curated record. The transcript is spliced from 6 exons. Gene Ontology annotation, molecular function: O-acetyltransferase activity. Bases 35 to 1294 code for a protein of 419 amino acids.
UCUAGCCAUAGCUCUUGUCCGGCUCUUCUCAUCUAUGGCCAAUCGAGCCCACCAAAAUCCCAACCAAAACCCAAAGAAACUCUUUCCCUUACUCUCUCUUCUCAUUUUCGCUUCCAUCUUCCUCCUCCUUUCCAUCUCCAACAAAACCUCCUUCUCUUCUUCUUCAUCAUUAUCUCACCCCACAUUUUUCAAACCCAAUGACAGAUCCGAUCCGGUUAUCUCCCAUCCCUGGCCCUGUAACUACUCCAACGGCAAGUGGAUCUACUCCUCCAACUUCAGAUUCAACGAUAGGUACGAUAGCACCUGUAAGGAGAUUUUUAAGGGGUGGAGUUGUCUUCUCAACAAUAAAUCCAAUGCUGAAGAAAUCCCCAAGUGGCGAUGGAAACCUGACACGUGUCAUCUUCACCCCUUAGAUCCGCUUAAGUUUCUCCACACUUACAGAGACACUAACAUUGGGUUUGUUGGCGAUUCCUUGAACAGAAAUAUGUUUGUGUCUCUUUUUUGCACUCUGAAACGUGUGUCCAGGGAAGUUAAGAAGUGGCGUCCGGUUGGGGCUGAUCGUGGCUUUACAUUUCUUCAGUAUAACCUCACUAUUGCAUAUCAUCGAACAAAUCUUUUGGCACGUUACGGUAGGUGGUCAGCUAAUGCUAAUGGUGGUACAUUGGAAGCUCUUGGAUAUAAGGAGGGUUAUAGGGUAGAUGUUGAUGUUCCAGAACUUACAUGGGCAAAGGCUUCAAACUUUCAUGAUAUUUUAAUAUUCAACACAGGACACUGGUGGUGGGCACCUUCAAAAUUUGAUCCUGUAAAGUCACCCAUGCUUUUCUUUGAGAAGGAUCAGCCUAUCAUCCCUCCCAUAUCUCCUGAUGUUGGUUUGGAUAAAGUUCUAAAACACAUGAUACAUUUUGUUGAGAAAACUGCUCGACCAGGUGCAAUCAAAUUCUUUCGUACGCAGUCGCCAAGACAUUUUGAAGGAGGUGACUGGGACCAAGGUGGUUCUUGUCAACGGCUGCAGCCUUUGUUAUCGGAGCAAGUUGAAGAACUUUUUUCACUAAAAAAUAAUGGAACAAAUGUCGAAACACGUGUGGUGAAUCAGCACCUGUAUGAGGCCCUCAAGGGGUCACAUUUCCAUGUUUUGGACAUUACCCACAUGAGCGAGUUCAGAGCUGAUGCCCAUCCCUCCACAGCCGGUGGAAAGAAACACGAUGACUGCAUGCACUGGUGCUUACCAGGAAUUACGGAUACUUGGAAUGACUUGUUUGUAACACUUCUCAACUUUAUCAAGGGUAAAAAAUGAUGCACAGACUAAUUAGAUUUAGAUAAUAUUAUCUGUUCUUUAAAGUCUUGAGUUAUGAGGUUGAUGAUCAUGUCAUUAAGUACCCAUUCUGUAGGAAAUACACAUAAACAACGCUCCUGAAAUCUAUUCUAGAGGGAUGAGAAUAGUCCUUAACAUUACAGUAUGAACUAAUUUCAAUCUCAGUUUAUGAA